This is a messenger RNA of Acipenser ruthenus (sterlet), 1338 nucleotides long. RefSeq names its product transcription termination factor 4, mitochondrial-like. Gene Ontology annotation, biological process: mitochondrial ribosome assembly; regulation of DNA-templated transcription. The record is from RefSeq and is a predicted model, not a curated record. The coding region runs from base 40 to 1155 and encodes 371 amino acids. Gene Ontology annotation, cellular component: mitochondrion. The transcript has 4 exons. Gene Ontology annotation, molecular function: double-stranded DNA binding. NCBI's taxonomy places the organism in Eukaryota, Metazoa, Chordata, Actinopteri, Acipenseriformes, Acipenseridae.
GGGUUGCAGAGUUAAGGUGGAACCCAUUUUCCCCGUGUUAUGUUGCAAGGAGGAUUGUGUUGUCAGGCGUACAGACGGAGCAUGCGCAGCCGCGGAAAACAGGUGCUGAGGUGGGCCUCCCUCUUCAGAAUCCAGCGACUAUCGUUCUCAGAAUCUCGGCACCCCCUGGUUCUGAGAAAAUGUGGCCAGGAGCCCCAACAAGCCCUGCAACGCCAACUCUGCUCCUCCCUUCGCAGCGGACCCCAGCUUGCAUGCAGCCGGGACAAGGAUAGACCUGAGACCCCCUCACAGGAGCUUCAGGAUAAGCUGAAGCUCCUCAGUGGGGGCACCCCAGGGAGCUGUGCUCAUGAGGAGACCAUCCGCUCGCUAAUGGACUUGGGGUUCACUGAGGAUCAGGUGAUCCAGCUGUGUGAGGGAGCCUCUAGCCAGACACCCCCCCUGAGCACACAGGGCCUGUCCACACUCUCAACCCUCACCACCCUGGGCUUAAACCCCAGCAGCAUCCUGCGGGUCCUGGAAAAGUGUCCUGAGCUCUCACGCAUCAAUGGGAACCAGCUCCAGCAACGCAUUGACAGCCUAAGGAAGCUGGGCCUUCUAGAAGGCAGCCUGCAGCGGGUAGUGUCUCACUGCCCCCACAUCCUCACCCUCACCCCCAAGCGCUUAGGCACCGCGGUGCGCUUCCUGCGGGAGGAGUGUCAGUUCACAGGACAGCAGGUGACAGAGAUCCUGCGCAGCGCCCCCGCCACACUGCUGGAGGAGAACCGCCAACUCCAGUACAAAUUCCAGUACGCCUAUUUCCGGAUGGGGAUCCAGCACACAGACAUGGUGAAGUCAGGGCUCUUCAGGGUCCCCCUGGAGGAGAUCCGUGCAAGGCACGUUUUCCUGGAGAGGCUGGGGGUGUACGAGACUCCCGACAAAAAGGGUCAAACCCGCAUCAUCAACCCCAAGCUGAAGGACUUCCUGGGGGCCUCAGAGGACUUCCUGACCAAGGUGGCCAGGGCUUCGCCUGACGAGUUUGAGGUCUUCAGGAAACUCCUGACACGCGAGCUAGAGGAGGAGAAGGAGGGGCAGGAGGAGAACUCUGACAGUGAAGAAGAGGAAGCCGAGGAGGGGUACGAGAGUGAGGACAGUGAGCAGACUGAGUACCGAAAGUAACCCCCCUUCCUUCCCCUGCUUGCAGGGACUGCUUCUGGCAAAUUGACAUGUGUCUGUGUAAUUAUUACUUUUUUUUUCAAACUGUAUUGCUUCUGUUUUGAAAUAGUCAUCAUGCUAUAAAGGUUUUGUGAUAUUCUAAAAAGUCAAUAACAUGUAAAUCUAAUAAAGCAUUUGAUAACAUUA